AAAAAAAUACAAUCGUCCAUAACAAAUUAAACUUUCCUAACCAGUCGAAAAACCGGUCACCCUAACCCUCACGGCCUCACCUCUGUUUUGUCUUCUGCCUCUUCUCGUGCUUUCUUAUUCCGUUCGCCUUCGCCCUGAGCCACCGUCGCCGUGCUCGGCUUGGCCGUCUGCCUCUGCGUAUUCUGGUCAAUCUGGUGAUCCGGUGACUAGUAGUCUGACUGAUAACUAUGUUCCUAGCUGUAGAAGGAGAGGCUCGCGUGAAGUUCGAGUCUUUUCGCUUCUGAGCAAGCACGAAAGAAAUCACUAAUCACGUUUGAGAAGAAGCCAACAUUUUGCCUCUUGCAGUGGUUCUUGAAACAAGGAUGUCAUCACCGGCUCAUUCAUCUGUGUCAACCACCGCGGUUGUUGGUGGAGGCGGCGGCGGAGGUGGCAGUAGCAGCAAUGCCGCACUUUCCAUUGACGAUUUCCAUUUCCCCUUUGACCCCAUUUCAACGCACGAACAGAAGGACGAUGCCAUGAUAGUGUUGAAGAAGGAUCUCAUGGCUGCUCUUGACAAGGAGGUUAAAGCCUUGGAUGAAGACAACUGGAAGUUUGAAGGACCACGUUCCCGGAUCCACCUCGUAUCACAUCGAGAUAGUAUAAUGAACAUUUCCCUUAUCUACGGCCUGAGUCACUGACACUCUGUUCCUGCUGUAGGCAACUAUCGAUGUCAACCCACAGAAGCUUCAAAGAAUUGGAGUUUGACUCAACCAAAAUAGUUGGAUAUCAGCACUGCGCCUCUGUUUUUGAGAUCAAGUGAUUAUGUUGGUGAUCUGCAGAUAUUAUGCAAGUGACUUUUUUUUGCCUCUUGGUUUUUUCUUGGAUAGAACACAGCUGCUAUGCCACAACUUCUGGUAGUAUAUAGUCUUGAGGAGCUCAUCACAAACAAGAUUCUUUUCAUGCAAGAUUUUGUUACAAUUUCCCUCUAUCGCACCCUUGCUCUAUUUGGACGUCAAUGUUUGUCAGUGCACAUCAUUUUAUAUUUAAUGCCUUGUAUUUAUUGUUACAAACAAUUAGAGAGAAGGGAAAGCUGCAUGGUGUAUAAUACUGUAAGUGGGUUAAAUGUUGUGCCUUAUGCUGGCCUUGUAAUUUGGUAAUGGGAUGAUUUUGAUGCUAAUGUUAAUGUUAGUGUUAUAUGAAUCCAGUAUUGGUUGCUCCCAUGUGGUAGUUUUUCUAGUAGUUAGAGAAUGUUGUAUCAUACUUUCAAGUUUGGUAAUGUUGCUCCCUAGUUUUGGAGGAUCAGUAUUCAAUGGUUAUUGACAAUUUGGCUGUUCCAACA
Arachis ipaensis is the source of this 1318-nucleotide messenger RNA. The record is from RefSeq and is a predicted model, not a curated record. Lineage: Eukaryota; Viridiplantae; Streptophyta; Magnoliopsida; Fabales; Fabaceae.